Messenger RNA from Labeo rohita (rohu), 963 nucleotides. Its product is annotated as fucolectin-2-like. Lineage: Eukaryota; Metazoa; Chordata; Actinopteri; Cypriniformes; Cyprinidae. The record is from RefSeq and is a predicted model, not a curated record. The coding region runs from base 13 to 933 and encodes 306 amino acids. The transcript has 6 exons.
CUUUGUAUUUCUAUGAUGCCUUGGUUUACAGACACAACUAUAGCUAAAGCCAAAAAUCUCGCUUUAUAUGGCAAGGCCACACAAUCAGACCUGAUCAAGAAUCCUUGGUCAGGAGAAGGCCAUGCCAGCAAUGCUAUUGAUGGAAAUCAUGACCCAGAUUUUCAUCAUGGAUCCUGUACUGCUACUGAUUUGCAAAAUGACCCCUGGUGGAAGUUAGAUUUGCUAGAUGAGUACGUAGUGACCUCCAUAACUAUCACCAACCGAAAUGAAGUUCCUGAAAGACUUGAUGGAGCCGAGAUACACAUUGGAAACUCUCUGCUGAGCAAUGGCAACAGCAACCCAUUGGCUGGAAAGAUUUCAUCCAUUCCAGGUGGGAGAUCCCUCACUUUUGAAUGGAAGAAAGGCAUUUCAGGCCGUUACAUCAAUGUGGUCAUACCUGGAUCUAAUCGCCUUCUUACCCUCUGUGAGGUCGAGGUUUAUGGUUAUCCAGCUCCUGAUGGUGAAAAUGUGGCUUUAAAAGGCAAAGCUACACAAAAUCUCCUCCUUGGAAACAACUUUGCAUCCAAUGCCAUUGAUGGGAACAAAGAUGGUGAUGUCAAUCAUGGAUCCUGUACCCAGACCGAAAAAACCCUCAAUCCCUGGUGGAGACUGGACCUACUAAAAAGGCACAAAGUGUUUUCAGUAGUAAUAACAAACAGAGUAGAUUUCUUUUCUGUAAGACUGAAUGGGGCAGAAAUCAGAAUUGGAAACAGUCUGGACAACAAUGGCAAUAACAAUCCCAGGUGUGCUGUGAUCUCUUCUAUUCCUCCUGGUUUUUCCACCACCUUUGAAUGUGAUGGGAUGGAAGGACGUUACAUUAAUGUUGUUAUUCCAGGACGGGAAGAAUUUCUUACACUGUGUGAGGCUGAAGUGUACGGAUCACCACUGGAUUGAAAAGCACUUAAAAAAUUAACCUGCAAUAAU